CUUUUACGAAACGUGUACAUCAACAUGUGCAUUAUACAUAUACUAUUUAGAGCUUUAUUCCGCUGUGUCCGCUACAUUCUGUACAAAAUAUUGAGUUGUUUAUUUUCUCCUCUAUCGCUAUUAAGUUAUCUGUUCACAAGAAAAUGUUUUUCAAAGCCUUGUGGUUUCUUGGGUGGUUUUCUAUUGGGAACGCUUUACUAUUACUGUUUGCUUACUAAAAUACCUUUUCCUCCGUACGUGCACUACUGUUUGAUGAUGACCAUAGGUUUACUUUUAGGUAUAGGCAAUACAAUGUGUAGACAAUUGAGGUGUAUAUGCCUGCUAACUAUUCCUAUGUACUGCGGGAAGCCGGGGCGUGGCGUAUUGAAGGCGCUAGUGCUGACCUAUGUGAUUGCGGGUCCAAUAAAGAAUAUGUGUUUAAACGCGAGGGAAGUGGUUCGAGUGUUCGCCUGUAGCACACAGCUAUCGGCCAACCUGACUAAGUCGAAAUAUUACAUGUUGAGCGAGCCUUUCAAGCAAGCCAUUGUCGAUUUGGAUGUUGAUAUACUAGAACUAGUAGAUACUUUCAGGUCCUUCCAAGAAGUAACACUGCCAAUUGAACAAGAGAUUUUAGCUGAUCAGGAAAUACAUUUGAGCCGUGACUUUAACCAGGGCGUCGACUACAUACUCAGCGUUAAUCGAUCUGGAAACAUAGACGCUAAGUACGAAAUAAAGAAAAAAGACGAUAUAGAGAAAAUUUAUCAAAAGAAAUAUCUUCGGAAGCUAGAAUACCGCUGCGAAGCCAUCCUUUCUCGUGCAAUCACCAGUUGCGUGCAAACAUUCCAAGAGGGUUACGAGCAGUGUACGAACAGAGUGCCGCGAUUCGCCUCAUGGUUUCUCUGCUGGCCUAUGAAGAUUACAAGAAUUUGCAACUUCUUGAAUCACAUGGAACCUGAUGUUUGUGAUGUUAAUUGUCGUAUUGACUCCGGUUUAGGAGAAGGCUUCUUGACCCUAGAAAAAGUUAAGAGGGAAAUGAAACGUGAUGUGAAGCUCAAGGGGAGACUGAACAAGACUCAACAGGUGGAAGAUAUACAGGAUGCAAAGGAAACUGGUGAACGAGUGAUGCACGCAUUCGAAGAAAAAGACAUAGUGAUGCGUACAGUAAUUCACAUAGUGAAUAUAUUAGUUGCGCUACUCUUUCUACGCAUCAUAAUUGCAGCAGGGAGCUACCAUGACACAUACCUGACGCGAAUCGAGUUUGAUAACGUGUACAUUACUGGAUAUUUCAAGUUGAUUGACGAAAGACGAAGGAAUAAGGAACAGUUAACAUUGUUACCGCUGAAGAAAAUGGAAAGAAGGAAGUACAUAGACGUACAUUCCUUAGCAUACAAUGUAGACUGCGACAAACUAUUAGUGCAGAUUCUGAAAGUUUUAUUGGAGAUGAUAACCGCUACAACUUUUGUUAUGCUGGAUAGGCUCUUCUUCGAGGCACUGGAUGUAGUUCGGCAACAUGCCGAAAUGGACGUUGCUGAAGACGCUCACCAUGAUAUGCAGGUUGAGGUUAAGGGCACAGGUCUCCUUGCGAAGAUAAUACGCAAUGUUAUUGAAGGGGUUAAGAAGCAGCCCCGUUAUCGGAAUGCAGUGACAAAUAGACAGUGUCUGCCGGCGCCCAGUCUUAUGCCUCCUGUUUUCUUUCUCAAAAUUUAUGGAGGAUAUCUCUGGAUACAACUCUUGUUAUAUAUGAACCCUUAUACAAUGCGAUUGAGCAGACUAAUUUGCAGCUGGUACUACCGUCGUCGCGAAAAGCAGCGCAUCCUUCAUUUGUACAACGAUAUUCUUAAGAAACGUAUGAAGAUGCAGAAAACGCUCAGAAAAAAAGCCGUGCAAGUCGUACGAGCGUACUAUCUUUCAGGCGAAAACUUGCUAAGUUUACGCAUGAAGUUUCCCCAGCUACUUGGGUGGUUAAAGAUUUUCCCCGCGGCGAGAAUGAGUUGCCCGGUUUGUGGAGAGACUGAACCGAGAAAUCCACCCAACAAAGGAAAGAAAAAAUGGCACAUGUGUUAUUCAGCAAAGUGUCCAUUCAUAUACUGCACGGAGUGUUGGAAUUAUAUCGACCAACGCUGCUUGGCUUGUGACCCUGGCUUGGCCGAACUUAGCGAUGUGGAUUCUUUUUCUGACGAAGUUCAUCCUCGAUAUUGA
This is a messenger RNA of Hyposmocoma kahamanoa, 2178 nucleotides long. RefSeq names its product E3 ubiquitin-protein ligase DCST1 (gene snky). The transcript has 12 exons. The record is from RefSeq and is a predicted model, not a curated record. Gene Ontology annotation, cellular component: membrane. The coding region runs from base 25 to 2178 and encodes 717 amino acids. NCBI's taxonomy places the organism in Eukaryota, Metazoa, Arthropoda, Insecta, Lepidoptera, Cosmopterigidae.